Symbiodinium sp. CCMP2592 is the source of this 1218-nucleotide messenger RNA. Lineage: Eukaryota; Dinophyceae; Suessiales; Symbiodiniaceae. The record is from the annotation of a GenBank genome assembly.
AUGGACAAUGGCCAGUUCAUCAUGACACUCGGAGACCAUUUCCUGGCUCUUCGCAAGAUCGAAGGCAUUUUGGAGAUCAACCACGGCAACAAGCGACAUGAAUGGGAGUCAGCCGUCAUCGAUCCAAGGGACGCCGCUGCAGCAUCUCAUGACGGAGUCGAUCUGGCUGCCGGCAGCAUCACGGACGUGCCUGAGCACGUCAUGAAGGAGAUCCUGUCCAACAUCGGGGACAUCAGAUCGAUGGUACAGGUCGAGCGAGUCUCUUGGGAGACGCGUAACAUGGUCAUUCAGCGAGGCAUAUGGGAUGAACGACAUGCUGGUACCAUCCCAGCAGAAGCUAUGGCUGCCAACUGGUUGGUUACGCCGGAUUCUCUUCUGGCCCAGGCGAUCAGGGCGUCUCGAGUCGUGGCCGUAGAAUGGCCCAUGCGGCAGACAGAAAAAAAUAUCCAGGGCAGUUGUAUGCGAUGCUGGCGAAGUACAGAGCCAAUCUUAUCUCCUGUUCUGUUGGAACUCUAUACCAUCGACAACAUCGACAAGUGCGUGAUAUCGAUUGGAACUCCGAUAUCUUCGGACGAGGACAGUGGGCUAGGGAGCAGCCGCCGAUGCUGGUGUCAACUGAAUCGCCCAUGUGAAUCCCGUGUGGAUGCUGAGCUAGGGCACAAUCAACGUCAGGUGCCAUGUGCUCGUUUUGGGAUGUCGAUGCCUGUGAUAGAGCAACGUCGUCUUCUUCAACUGCAGUGGUGGAACCAGAUUCUGGCGGUGUUCUUGGAUGGUCAUCAGCUUGGCUCAUUAUCGCUUGCAAAUUGUCAGCUGCCAGAUUGGGCACAAGUUUCCAUUCAUCUCUUCAGCCCAUCGGACGGGACACCAUGCAUCACCAAGAGCCACAUGCUGCCGACAGAGAUGGGGACCGUCGCUCUAGCCCGCCAAAUGGAUUUGCGUGGAGGAGCACUGGAACAGCUGGCAGCCAUCAUCCAUCCGGCUUCCUGGCUGCCGUGUUUCCCAGACAUCAUGUCGCUAGGAACUUGCAGCGUCGGUCUGCGAGAGAUGAUGCAGGAUGUUGGUCCAAAUGGUUUCAGGACGUGGAUCUCCAGCUACCAAUGCACAUCAGCGCAGCGUUUCGCCGUUGUCAUUUGUUUGAACGACUGCUUAAGGCCUGGGCAUCGAGCAUUGCCAGCGUGGCAUGCCCACCUCAACUUCUCCACCACAUAUCCUCGCUAG